GAAAGAAACGGACCAAAUAUGGACCAAAUGCGGCAAGUCGCGGGCGUCCGCAUGCGUGCGCACUCUCGACGUAUCGCCGGUCAGAUUCAAUGGUGUUUUCGCUAUUGACGUGAAGUUAAAACUCGACGCUCAUGUUGUGGUACUUUGUGACUGUAUGGUUGUGCUGACAUUCAGUUUAUGAUACUCCGACAUGGGUGGAGACAGUGAAACAGUUGAUCGACCUGUUGCGUCGGAAACCCAGACAGCUUCACCGCGGAAAGGGCAGAGUCCUCUCGUGGCAAAGCUCUUGGUUUUGGACCAAGUCUUCCAUUGGCUCGUGUGGAUUGGGGGUGUACUCUAUGCACUGGGAUGCUUUGCAACAAGUUCCACGAAUGUCACUCUGCCUCAGGUUGUGCCCAGGGACUUUGUUGACGGAUCCUACGGUAUCUGGAGAGAUAAGGACACUGCAGAUGAGGAAUGGUAUCGCUACAGCACCGCCAUUCGCCGGUUUUGGCACUGGGUCCUCUUGCAGCCGUUGAUUAGCCAGCUCCUGUUCAAGAAAAUUCCGGAGUUCUUGCCGCACUUUUACUUCGUCUACUCGGCCAUCUUCAUGCUGUACAACCUGACAUGGACGACAGUGCUAGUCUUCCUUGCGUCUUACGCCGCUUUCUUUGCCGCUGCGACGGUCGGGAGUAUUGUGGCCUGCUACGUCCUGGCUCUGGUCAUUGUUCUACAUUCCAGUUUUCCUGUUUUGGGCUUCUUGAAGCCGGCAUAUCCGUCCGACGGAAAUGUGUCCGCCUUCCUGGCGCAAGUGGGACUGUCGUGGACGGCAGCGCGGUGCCUCAGCUUCUCCGUCGACUUUGUGCGACAGCCCGAGCGUCCGAGUGCGCCCCAACUCUGGCAGACGCUGGCGUACGUCUUCUACCUGCCGAGCCUCUUCACUGGGCCACUCCAGAACUACGACGGCUUCGUGGCUCAGCUGAACAAGCCCCAAGUUGCCUGGAUGUCCGGAGAGCUGCGUGGAUCUCUGCUGCAGCUGGGUCGAUGCCUCCUCUGCUUCCUUCUCCUCGAGGCGUGCCUGCAUUUUUGCUACAGCUCUGCUCUGGCCUAUUACCCGGACCUGGUGGAGUCCUUGGACCUGCCCGGUCUCCUGGGCUUCGGCCUCUGCCUCACCCUGGUGUUCUUCCUCAAGUACCGGGUGCUGUACGGCUUCGGGUCGGCCGUGGCCCGGCUGGAGCGCAUCGAACUGCCCCCUCCGCCCAAGUGUGUGCACCGCAUCCACCUCUGCUCCUACUUGUGGAGGCACUUUGAUAGGGGCCUGUACCUAUGGAUUCAAAGGUACAUCUACCAACCCGUGGUGGCCGGACAGUGGACGCUGAAGCGGCGAGUCGUUGGAGCGGCCGCCAGCUUUGCCUUUGUCUGCUCCUGGCACGGCAUGGACAGGGCCGUGAUCGUCUGGUGCCUGCUCAACUUUGUCGGAGUCUCGACCGAGCUGCUGGCCGGGUUCCUGCGCGGCAGGCGUCCCUGGCGGGGCAUUGAGAGGAGAUACCUGACCGGGAUCUGGCUGCGAACAGCGAGGGCAGUGGUCACGACGCCCCACUUCCUCUUCUCCAUCUUCUCCUGCCUCUUCUUCCUGAGCAACGUGGACGUUGGCCUCAUCUUCCUGAGAAAGGUCGUCCUAGGUUUUCCAAUGCCUUUGGUGCCUCUGCUCUUCGUGAUGUACUGCGGCUGUCACGUGUCCAUGGACGCCAUGGACUGGGACAAGACUGGUUCAGCCGACUCGUCUAAGCAUUUGUAGUCCUUUGAGUCACCACCAUCUGUUUACUGUCGUUCAUACAUGCUGACAGCUUAAGAAGUGCGGGGCGUGGCUCAUCGUGUCUGCAUUUCUCGCUUUGUGGUCUGUUUCUUCGGGUUUCUUAUUGGCUAGCGAAGCAAUUAAUGGCUGUGGUAAUACGACGCUCAGGGCUCGCCCCGUGUUUCUUAAUCGGUCGACGACUUCGGCCAUCUCUACGCAGCUUACCUCGUUACUUAAGGUUUCAAGAGAUUACCAAAUGAUGGCAAGCCCCAUGCAUCCUACUUACUUUGUUCUAUGGUAUGUGCAGCAAAGAACUGUCACAAUUGCUCAUUUUGUACUUUGUGCACUAAUAUAGUUUGUUGCAACUUAGAAAGGUAGGGUGAGGGAAAGGAAGACCGGGGAGGAGCAAGCAGGCGGAACGCUAAAGAGAAUGGGAGGUUUUCCCCUCUCUUCUUUGCUGUUCCGUCUGCUUCCUCCUCUCCGGCCUUCCGUUCCCUCGCCCUACCUUCUUCAGUUACGAUGGACGAUACCUUUUAACUAUUAUAUUUAAUAUGCGAUGGCUUCGAGAUUAUUAUGUGCAGUGCCAGGUCUAUUGGGAGCGUGCAACACCUAAAGGGGGCCACUGCUCCGCCUCGGCAGCCGGUUGGCAAAGCCACCGACGACUGCGUCCGCAUUACGUCGCAUAAUUAAAGUGACCAUGAAAUGACCUUUUUACUUUUUCCAGAUAUCUUUCACAUUAAACCGUCAAUGUUCACUGAAUGC
Messenger RNA from Ixodes scapularis (black-legged tick), 2536 nucleotides. RefSeq names its product protein-cysteine N-palmitoyltransferase HHAT-like protein. The transcript is spliced from 12 exons. The record is from RefSeq and is a predicted model, not a curated record. The coding region runs from base 191 to 1777 and encodes 528 amino acids. Gene Ontology annotation, cellular component: endoplasmic reticulum. NCBI's taxonomy places the organism in Eukaryota, Metazoa, Arthropoda, Arachnida, Ixodida, Ixodidae. Gene Ontology annotation, molecular function: palmitoyltransferase activity. Gene Ontology annotation, biological process: protein palmitoylation.